Messenger RNA from Somion occarium, 1202 nucleotides. The record is from the annotation of a GenBank genome assembly. NCBI's taxonomy places the organism in Eukaryota, Fungi, Basidiomycota, Agaricomycetes, Polyporales, Cerrenaceae.
GACGUCUCGAGCCUCGACCUCUAUUUUUUUAGAGUCUUAUGCCCUCUUUCAGCUCAUACGGAUUGACCCAAGAUAAUGGUGAGACAUUUUUUGAUUACUCCCCGCAAUGGUCUAUAGGGAUCGCCCUCGUCGUGUCACCGACAUGAACUGAUAGGCAUUGCACGUUCACCUCAGUAUACCACAUCAUCGGUCGGUGACAUCCCUAGAUUAUCUUCCUGCCCUCGCACAGCCCUAUCUUGCUUAGCGGUCUAAUCAGCUCCUAUCAUAACUUCGUGGGAUCCGAGUCCCCUCAACCCUACAAAGAUGGCGUUGUGCUUAUACAUAUGGUCUGUCAUAUGUCCCAGCGCAGCGGAACCGAAGAUUGUCAUUGUCAGAAUCCGAUGACUUAAUUUGCUGGCGAAAUGAAGGUAUAAAGGAUGGUACCGCAACAGCCUCGAACGUCAUUGGCUUUUCCCAUGGACUCUCAGGUCACCCUCGUAGGACAGGCAGUCACUCAACGUGCGGAUGACGGCUAUUUAAUUCUGCGUUUCACCAGAGAUGACAUGAAUCACACCACGAUCUGCAUUGAUGGGGAACGCACAAGAUGUUAUGUGGUCGAAUCGAAUAGGACAAACUCGAGUACAUGGAUACACUACGUCGAUGACUGGUCCGUGCGCUCUCUCGUCGCUCACGUCGAGCGAAACAAUAUCAAGGCUGAUCAAAUCACCAUCAAAGACGGAAAGCCAAUGCGACUCAGCAAAUGGCUUAAGAAACCUGGUCUAAGCAUGUUCCCCGUGGAGAUGGAAACUGAGGGGAGGACGUACGUCUGGAGGAAAAAUGUCUACAACCAAUUGAGCAUGUAUGCCAAUGAUGAUUCGAGUGAACCUUUAUCUUGGUUCCAGAAAUCAAGUCGUCGCCUCUCCGACGGUCGUGAGGAUGUGAUGCCAGCUUUCUUGACUAUAACGAACGAAGUGCAACAUCUCAGAGACACACUCGUCAUCGCUUGCCUUGUAUUAGAGCACCGGAUUCGCAUGAGUGCAAAGUCCGCGUCGAUCCAAAGGAUGGGGGAUGGGCAAGGGAGAACUCCUGCUCAGGCAUUGACCUGAAGGCUGUCAAUCUGUAAUAUUAAUGGCCAUUUAUUUCGAGACUUCGUAUACUGUAAUCAUUUGCAGUCAUAAGCACAACGAGUUCAAAUUAGACGGCAUCCCUGAAUCUAUAUUUUC